This is a messenger RNA of Rotaria sp. Silwood2, 2745 nucleotides long. The record is from the annotation of a GenBank genome assembly. NCBI's taxonomy places the organism in Eukaryota, Metazoa, Rotifera, Eurotatoria, Philodinida, Philodinidae.
AUGAAUGUUCUACAUUAUUCAUUAAGUUUAAGUGCUUGUCCAAAAUGUCGUUUAUUUAUUUGUAAACAUACAAGUCUAGCCGAUCUUGAUUUGAAUUUCACUGAACAACAACAAUCAAUUACUGAAUGCAACAAUACUCAAAUUUCUUUUGAAAAUAAACUUGAAAAUUCUUAUCAACAACGUUUAUUACAUGGUACAAAUUUUUAUAUAAUUCCAUCAAUAACAAAUGAUAAUAAUCGUCAUAGUUGGACAACAUUUGGUACAAAUUCUAUUGAAAGUACAAAUACAUUUCAUAAUUUAUCAUCAAAUAAUGAAACAAUAUGUGAAAAUAUUCCAUUUGCAAAUGAAAAUAUAAUUAAUUCAUUGUUACCGCCAACAAGAAAUCAAAUUGCUCGAACACAAUCAGAAAAAUUUGAUAAAAAAUUUCAAAAAUCAAUUUAUUUAACUAAAAGUUUUUCAUUCUCAACUUUAUAUAACAAAUCAUCAUCAUUACUUCCUUCUUUAAAACAUAAUGAUCAUUUAUUAACUAAAUCAUAUUCAUAUUCAAAUAGAUCUCUUCUAAUUAUUCUUAUUCUUAUAUUAUCAUUUCUUAUUACAAAUACAAUUGAUAUUGUUCUUCUUUAUAUUUACUAUCAUACUAAUUAUAUAUAUUUAAUUAGUUUUAUUAGUAUACUUAUUUUAUGUGAUACAAUCUUAUGGAUAAAUAAUUUAAUUCAAUUAAAUAUUUUACCAUCUUGUUUAUUAUUAUUACCAUUUAGUAUACGUCCCUAUUUGCUUUAUGAACUGGUUGAAUUAUUGACAAUUAUAUUUGAUAAAAAUUAUAAUAGACAAAUAUUAAAUUUAUCAUCAUCAUCAUCAUCAUCAUCAACAACAACAUUUGAAACAAAUAUAUCACAUAGAAUAGAUUCAUCUAUGAUACAUUAUUUAUCAUUAUAUAGAACAAAAAAACGAAGAUUAUUUCAUUAUUUGACCUUAUUCUAUGUUGUUCAUACAGGAUUUUUAGCUUUUAUUAAUAUUUAUUAUUGGUCAAAUAAUUUUCAACAAUCAACUAAAUCUUUAUUAAAUAUGAAUUAUUUUAUUCCUCAAUGGAUAUCAAAUAAUGAUUAUUUAUCAUCAACAUCAAUGAUAAAUACAAUUCCUAGUUAUUCUUCGUUAGCUCACUGGCAAAUAUCUGAUAAUGAAGGUAAGUAUUUAGCUCGUCGAACAAUGUCGUCAAAUUGGACUCAAUUCUUAUUUUCUUCAUUUAAUCCAGUUUCUAUCCAUCUUCGUCCUUCAUCAGCAUUUGUUUUAAUCAGUAUUUUAUAUUAUUUAAUAAUAAAUUAUUCUCUUAUAUCAACAUUUCUUAUUCUUGAACGAUUUUCAUUUAAUAUCAUUUUAUCAAUUUUAUCAAGAUUAUGUUUAAUUGUUACACGUAUUUAUACAUUUAUCUUUCUUCUUCAUUUUGAUAAUUGGUGGUUAUCAAUGAUAUUUAUCAUUGUACAUUUGACUCUAAUGAUUACGCGACUAUUUUAUCGAUCAAAAUUUAAACAUACACAAAAUACAAUGUUUUUACAAAUGAUAUUUUCUUUAAUAACACAUUAUUCAAUUGAUGAUAUAUUAAUUAAUGUAUUGAUAUCAUUGGAAAAUCUAUGCAUAUUUCUAUAUCGUCUUUAUCUUGAAACAUUUUCUUUUAGUCAUAAUGAAACAACAUUACGUUUAAUUAUUUUCAUCUCAAUACUUAUGUCAUUACAAAUUAUUGGUUUUAUAUUUCAUAUUCUAUCAAAAAAACUAUUUAAAUUAUUAGCAAGUAGUAAAGAAGGAAUUCGUUUACAAGUUUUAAAAUUAUUAGGAUUUUUUCUUCAUCGUAGUACAAUUAAACGUAAAACAGAUAGUAUGCAACCAUAUAAUCUAUUUUCAUUAUUGGCUGAUCGACUUUUACUUAACCCAAAUGGUUUUAUAAUGUCAACUUAUAAUAUUUUAUUUGAAAUACUUGUAGAAAAAGUUAGUAAACCUAUUGUUGAAAAAUGUAGUGUAGAAAUUACUAGUGAUUGGGAAAUUGAAAAUCCAUUCAUAAUUAAAGUAAUAGCAACAUUACUUCGAAAUUCACCAGAUAAUAUCCAUUUAUAUGCUAUAAAAUCUCGUUUUCUUGAUCAUAUGAUUUUACUUUCAUUAGCAAGUCGAGAAAAUCGAAAUGAAUCAACUAAACCAAUAACUGAUUUUAUUAGUCAUUCAGAGCAUCAAAUAUUUUGUGCUAAUGUCGUACAUAUAAUAUCUCAAAUGUCUGAAGUUUUAUGUAAUGCAUAUGGUGGUCUUUUAUCAUUACUUUCUAGUGCAACAUCAGCAUCAGUAAAAUUAAUUUUUAUAAUUUCUAUAAAUUUCGUUCUUUUAGAUUUAUUUAUUCUUGCAAAUAGUUCAAAUUUUUCUGAACUUGAACAAGAAAAAAAUAUGUCAAAUGGAAGAAUGUUAAGACAAUAUCUUCGUUUAACAAUGACACUAGCAGUUUGUCAUCGUAUAGAAUAUCAUUUUCAACGAUUUGAUCGAUCAUUAAUAUCAAAAACUUCUGAAUCAACAUCACAAACAAAACCUUCAAUGAAAGAUCCAAUUGAAUCAAUAAUUGAAUUAACCUAUUUAUUAAAUUCACCACUACAAAAAAAUGAUCUUGAUGAAAAUAUUGAAAGUUUACUUGCAACAUUUAUAAUAAUCCUGAAUCAGUUUUACAAGAUAUUGAUAUUCAACGUUUAUGCACUAUUAUCUAUUGUGAUGUAG